AUGCGUCGCUUCGAACGCAUUCACAAUGUUGUCGAACCUAUUGAAGAGUAUCGUAUCGGAGGCUACCACCCAGUUCACCUCGAGGACACUUUCCACCACAGGUAUCGGAUUGUUGCAAAAUGGGCAUUCGGCCAGUUUUCCACAGUUUGGAUUGCGGAAGAUACAAGGCUUGGAAGAUAUAUUACGUUGAAGAUUCUCAAAGCGGAUAUCCCAAGUAGCAGCCGAGAACGUUCUAUCCUCCUUCACUUAUCGAAAGUAGAUACACACCAUCCAGGGAGAAACCACGUUUUGCAACUAUUAGAUCACUUUGAGCACAAAGGGCCUAAUGGCUUACAUAUUUGUCUCGUGUUCCCAGUCAUGAUAUCAGAUGGUGGAGCAAUGACUGUUCGGGAAAAACCACGCUGCCCAGGUUAUGUUCGUGAGGUUUCGAAACAGAUAUUGCUCGGGUUGAAUUAUCUUCACGACCAGGGCCUUAUUCAUGGCGACCUCCAACCAGCCAAUAUCCUGUUCACCCUGAACUGCAACUUAUCGAGCGAAAUGAUAGAAGAACCCGAAUUUAGUCAUGUCAAUUGGCUUCCAGGAGUUGAAGUGGAUGACAGUGCUCCGCGGUAUCUUAUGAGCUCGCAGCGGCCCCGUGGAAUGCUAGACGAUGCGGCCUUCUCGACACUUAUAGUCAAGAUUGGUGAUAUGGGCGGAGCUAUAUGGAACAUACAUCAUGAUAUUCUUCCUGUCACGCCAAUGGCGUCGAGGGCACCCGAGUUAAUUCAACCCCAUUCGUGGAAUGAAAAGGUGGACAUAUGGGCUCUAGGGUGUUUGAUAUUUCAGCUUGCUACAAACGAGCCACUCUUCCCGGUAGAAUAUUUUGGCUGCACGAUUGACGAGGUUCAUGGGAAUUUGAGGUCUCUCAUGCGCAGCCUAUUUGAGUACGGCAAUGAAAAAUUUGCCAUUUACAUUAGCGAGAGAUUACCGGCUGAUUUUGGUAAAGACAAUACUGAGAAGCUUGCAGAUUUUCUUUGGUCGACGUUGCAGGAACGUCCGGAAGAUCGGGAAUCAAUUACUGGGCUUCUCAAUCACCCAUUUUUAGUUGGCUGA
Penicillium roqueforti is the source of this 1092-nucleotide messenger RNA. RefSeq lists its product as uncharacterized. The record is from RefSeq and is a predicted model, not a curated record. Gene Ontology annotation, biological process: spliceosomal complex assembly; regulation of mRNA processing; protein phosphorylation. The transcript is spliced from 5 exons. Lineage: Eukaryota; Fungi; Ascomycota; Eurotiomycetes; Eurotiales; Aspergillaceae. Gene Ontology annotation, molecular function: protein kinase activity; ATP binding. The coding region runs from base 1 to 1092 and encodes 363 amino acids.